AUGGCGGGACAGAUUGUCAAAGUGAAGAGACAAGUAUUAGAGGCAUGCAUGACAUGUCCUCUUUGUAAUAAGCUCUUAAAAGAAGCUACCACAAUUUCUUUAUGUCUCCAUACGUUCUGCAGGAAGUGCAUCUAUGAAAAGUUCUCAGAUGAAGAGGUAGAUUGUUGUCCUGUAUGCAACAUUGAUCUGGGUUGUCUGCCAGUGGAGAAACUGAGGCCAGACCAUAAUUUGCAAGAUAUAAGAGCCAAAAUAUUUCCUUUUAAGAGAAGAAAAGUUAAUGCCCCUGAAAUUAUGCCUUCGAUUGCAUUGCCAGCAAAAAGAAAGGAGAGGUCAUUAUCAUCAUUGGUGGUCAGCACUCCCAAAGUGCCAAUUCAAAAUGGCUUGACUGGAAGGAGGUCUAAAGCUGGUGCCAGAAAAGCAUUACGGGGAUGCAAUUUUACUGUUGAGGAAUUCAAGAAAGAAGAUUCUGCUGAAGAUAAUACGAUGAGCCCAAGCUCACCAGGGUCUCCUAUCAAAAGCAUUCAAAAGAGAAGGCUGGAUUCCUCUGUGGCUGAACCUUCUACUGAGCAAAGACCCAAUGAUGAUGACGAGGAAGAGGCCGAUGAUGUUGAAAUAAUGGAAGGGAAGGCUGAUCUAUGGACGCCCUUGAAUUGUCUUGUUGAAGCUGCUAACAGAACCAAGUUGUCCAAGUCACAUUCACAAGGGCUGUCUCUAGCUAAGUCAGGCAUGCUUGAUGACCAUGAUUGUGAACCUCAUCUGUAUGAAACAAAAUCCAGAGCAGAAUCACCCAGUGAUCAUCACAGUGAAGUAUAUAUGGCUAAAACCAAAAAUAAGGAGCAUGGACAGGGAAUAAGAGUCCAAGAUGACAAGAAUGGGACAAAUUCGCUUCCCGUUUCAGUGAAGCGGAGAAGGUUAACAGCAGCACGAAAAAGGGCAGCUAUAUCUGAGGGGUUGAGUGCCUCAGCUCAAGCAAUAGUAGAUGCUGCAGGAGCUAAGAGCAAUAAAAGAAAUUGUCCAAUAUGGUUCUCAUUGGUUGCCUCUGAAGACCAGAAAGAAGAGGCUUCCUUGCCACAGAUAUCUGCAUGCUACUUGAGGAUUAAGGAUGGUAAAAUGCCUGUCUCUUUCAUCCAGAAGUAUCUUGUAAAGAAACUUGAUCUUGAUAGUGCGACUGAGGUGGAAAUAAUGUGUCGGGGUCAGCCCAUCCGGCCAACUUUGCAAUUACAGAGCUUGGUAGACUUGUGGUUUCGGACUGGUUCAACAUCAAAAAAGGUGCCAGCAUCAGUGGGUUCCUCAGCUAAGGACUUCGUCAUGGGUGGUGGAUCUGAUAAGGAGGUGACUUGGGAGGAUCAACAGAACAUCAACAAAUUCGGCAGAUUAAACAACAGAUUGCACGAGCUUGAAGACGAAAUUAAAAUUGCCAAGGAAACCAAUGAUAAUCUGGAGGAUGCAGGCAAUGAGUUGAUUCUUACUGAUGAGGAGGUGGUUCGGUUCCAAAUUGGAGAAGUCUUUGCUCAUGUUCCAAGGGAUGAGGUUGAGACCAGGAUAGAGCAGAUGAAAGAGGUGACUAGUAAGAACUUAGAAAAACUCGAUGAAGAGAAAGAUUCCGUGGUUGCACAGAUGGCUGAGUUAAAGAAGAUUUUGUAUGGAAAGUUUGGGGACUCCAUCAACUUAGAGGAGGAUUAA
Molecule: messenger RNA, 1683 nt
Organism: Dovyalis caffra
Lineage: Eukaryota; Viridiplantae; Streptophyta; Magnoliopsida; Malpighiales; Salicaceae
Source: the annotation of a GenBank genome assembly